UUGUACUCCUGCAGAUCUGAAGCCAAAGCCUGAACUCACAUCAGAUUCUGCAGGAGCUGUACUGACAGGAAACACAGUGACUUUGAUCUGUCGCAUGAAUCCAGCCACUGGAUGGGACUUUUACUGGUACAAACACACACUGAACUCUGAGACAAAGAAGAAAAAAACAGACUAUUACAGAGUGAAGAUUGAUUCAGUGUCUGAUGGAGGCCAGUACUGGUGUAGAGCUGGAAGAGGGAAACCAGUCUACUACACACAAUACAGUGAUGCACUGUGGGUAAAUGUUACAGUGAGUCCUAAAGCUGUGGUGACGGUUCGACCUGAUGAACGAGUGUUCAGAGGAGAAACAGUCGCUCUCAGAUGUGAUAUAAAGUGGGGAGGAGACACUGAGUGGACGUACAGAUGGGAAAGAGAGAGAACAAACUACAAACAUAACUCAGUCUCAACACAAGAGCUGAACAUCAGCAGUGUUGAAGACUUUCACAGCGGUAAAUACAGCUGUAGAGGACAGAAAAACACACAAUACUCUCAGCGCAGUGAUGCUGUUACACUGAAUGUAUCAGCUGAAGCUCAGGCAGCAGUGCGAGUGUCUCCACAGCCGUGGCUGAAUGAAGGAGACUCAGUGACUCUGAUCUGUGAGGUUACAGGCUCCUCUACAGGCUGGACGUUCAGCUGGUUCAGAGAUGAUGAUCGUCUGUCAGACAGCAGCAGAGGAGCUGGAGGCUCUUACACUCUCAGUCCUGCUGCUCUACAGCACACAGGAGUUUAUACGUGCAGAGCAGAGAGAGGACGACCGGCCUAUUACACAAAGAACAGUAGCACACAGACACUGUGGAUCACUGGUGAGUCUGUGUCACAGCAUUUAUGA
This is a messenger RNA of Cyprinus carpio (common carp), 868 nucleotides long. RefSeq names its product Fc receptor-like protein 5. NCBI's taxonomy places the organism in Eukaryota, Metazoa, Chordata, Actinopteri, Cypriniformes, Cyprinidae. The transcript is spliced from 3 exons. Gene Ontology annotation, molecular function: transmembrane signaling receptor activity. The record is from RefSeq and is a predicted model, not a curated record. The coding region runs from base 95 to 868 and encodes 257 amino acids. Gene Ontology annotation, biological process: cell surface receptor signaling pathway.